AUGUCUGAUCAUAUCCUAUUUAUAUCUAUCUAUCUAUCUGUCGAUCUAUCUAUCUAUCUAUUUCACCCUGUUUAUAUCUAUAUAUCUAUCUAUCUAUCUAUCUAUCUAUCUAUCUAUCUAUCUAUUUCACCCUGUUUAUAUCUAUCUAUCUAUCUAUCUAUCUAUCUAUUUCACCCUUCUGAUCAUAUCUAUCUAUCUAUCUAUCUAUCUAUCUAUCUAUCUAUCUAUCUAUUGCACCCUAUUUAUAUCUAUCUAUCUAUUUUACGCUGUUUAUAUCUAUCUUUCUAUCUAUCUAUCUCGGUCAUUCCAUCUAUCUAUCUAUCUAUCUAUUUUGCGCUGUUUAUAUCUAUCUAUCUAUCUAUCUAUCUAUCUAUCUAUCUAUCUCGGUCAUUCCAUCUAUCUAUCUAUCUAUCUAUCUAUCUAUCUAUCUAUCUAUCUAUCUAUCUUCAAUUUUUUCCUCUCUAUCAAUCUGUAUGUCUCAUUUUUUUUUACCCUUUCCUUAUAUUGACUUUUUGUUUUUCUCUUUCUUUCUUUUCUCCCUUAUUUUUCUUCUUUUCUUCCUUCUUUCUUUUUUCUUUCGGCCUCUUUUUUGCUCUUUUUUCAUUUUCCCUCUUCUCUUUCGUCUUUCAUUCUUUCUUUCUUUCAUUUUUCUUUACCUCCUCAUUUUCCCUCUUUCUUAUUCAUUUCUUUCUUUACACCCUCAUUUUUCGUCUUUCUUCUUUUUUCCUUCUUACUUUCCCCUUCGUAUUCCUCUUUCUUUCUUUCUCUCUUUCUUUCUUUUCCCCCAUUUCCCUCUUUCUUUCUUUCCCCCCUCAUUUUUCCUCUUUCUUUUUUCUUUCUUUCUUCCUUUCUUUCUUUCUUUUCCCCCUCAUUUUUCCUCUUUCUUCCUUCUUUCUUUUUUCUUUCGCUCUCAUUUUUGCUCUUUAUUCCUCCCUCAAUUUUCCUAUUUCUUUUUUCUUUAUUUCAUUACCCACUCAUUUUUCUCUUUCUUUCUUUCUUUCUUUCUUUCUUUCUUUCUUUUCCCCGUUUUCCCUCUUUCUUUCUUUUCCCCUCAUUUUCUCUUUCUUCUUUCUUUCCCCCUCAUCUUUCGUCUUUCUUCCUUCUUUCUUUUUUCUUUCGCCCUCAUUUUUCCUGUUUUUCUUUAUCCCCCUCAAUUUUCCUCUUUCUUUCUUUCUUUCUUUCUUUCUUUCCUUUCCCUCUCAUUUUUCACAUUUCUGUAUUUUUUUUUAUUCUUAUUUUUCCUCCUCAUACUUCUUCUUUCCCCUCUCAUAG
Messenger RNA from Acanthosepion pharaonis, 1272 nucleotides. Lineage: Eukaryota; Metazoa; Mollusca; Cephalopoda; Sepiida; Sepiidae. The record is from the annotation of a GenBank genome assembly.